UCUUACAGGGGUGGUGGGGAGUGAGUGCGGAGAGCGUGAGAGAGAGAGGGGGGGGAGAGCGCAGUGCUUGCGUGGUGAGUGUGUGGCUUGUGUGUGGGAAGGGCGGGAGAGGCUGCGUUCCACCGGACACCCGGGAUACACGCGGCGAGGCGAACACACGGACAGACACCCCGAGUACACACACAGACUGGCUGGCUGGCUGGCACAACGCACGGGGAGCAGGGCAGGAUGACACGGCACACACGUGGGCGCGUGGACACGUACUAACGCGGACACAUAGGGCACACUCGGGGUGUUCACAGGCACUGCGCACUAGCACGUAGACGCGGAUAGACGAUCACGUGGAGCAAGGCAUGUGGACAUAGCAAGAGAGAGAAAGACACACCAACACACUGACAUCGCGCAGACACACCCACCAUACGUAGAGAUACACCGACACACCGACUUAUUAACGGGAAACAUACACGAGCAGAUACGCGAACAUAGGCACACGAAGACACGCACGCACUGACAUAUGUACAGAGUUACAUACAUGCUGCUGGGCACGUAACCGGUGACACGCGGACAACAACAACAACCGCAGUUUUCCACUCAGUGGCUGACGUCAACACGGCGCUUAAGCCAGGCUAGGUGCACUUUGAGGCCACGUGAAGUAUCGAAGCAGCGUCUCGUUGGGCCCUCGUUGCUGAGCCGGUGUGAUCGGGCCCGCUGGCCUCCCGCCCGCGUCUCGCACACCACGACCCCGUGGCCCGUGGCGUCGCGCUAUAUUUAGUCACAAGCCAUCGGAACGAACCGCAGGAGCCUCUCUCAUCCUCUGGCUCGCGAUGCGUCGCUUCAUCAUCGGCCGACCGGGGAUGACUUCCCUCGCCCUCCGUCUGCGGAGCCCUGAUUGUUGAAGCUUUGGGAGGGACCGGAUAAAGCCAAGAGAGAUCUCCGUCGAGCGAGGGGCCUAGCAUCUGCUGGGGGCAGCACCGCCAUGGCACGCAGCGCUCUGCUGGGGCUGCUGCUGCUGCUGCUCACUGCUCACCGUGGCGCUGGUCAGACUCCGGAGAGUGUCCUGGACAGCAUCGACGCCUCGACCCCGUGCUUGCUGGCGGAUGGCUCUCCGAGCCCCAUGAUGUGCGUGCUCUACAGUGCGAACGAGGACUUCAUGUGCCAUUGGUUCGCGGGGCUCGACUCGUCCGCACCCACCGCCUACAAGCUGAACUGGAGGUCGGAGCACGACUUGCCGAACAACGACACGACGUCGCCUCCGCUCGACGUGGACCCCAGCUGGGAAGACAGCCGCUUCUACGACAUGCAAGGCGACCAGCACCUGCGGAUGGCCUGCGACGAGAAGGACGGCUGCGUGGUCUGCAACCUCAGAAAAGCCCACCUCGUGGUGGGGGUGAACUGCAUUUACGAGAUGUGGGUGACGGCCAACGGCACGGCUGUAUCCAACCACCUGCAAGUCGAGCCCCAGAAUAAGAUCCUCCUUCCUCCACCGAGCGAUGUGCAACUGACUUCGGAGCGGGACGAGCCCACGCAGCUCACGGUGCAGUGGACAAAGCCCUCCUUGAUCCACAGCAAGUGCCAACUGCGCUACCGACACCAAGGGACCAGCCACUGGACCACGGUGAACGACGUGAUGGACAACGCGUCGCACUACACUGUGUACGACCUGGCGCCCGGCUCCCUCUACUGGGCCCAGCUGCGCUGCCGCCUGAUACCUGAAGGAGAAUACUGGAGCCCCUGGAGCCAGCAGCGGGUCGGACAGACACCUGACGCAGUCCCGCUAGGGGCGCCGAACGUGUGGAGGGAACUCGGCGAGCCCGACGCCCGCGGGUGGCGGGACCUCACCGUCUUGUGGAAGGAUUUCCCGGAGAAGCAGGCGCGCGGCCGCGUGCUGCACUGGCUCGUGUCGCUGCAACCGGGGAACCGGGAGACGAAGCUGGAGGCGCGGUGCCGCGGCGCGACGCUGCCCGUGCCAGCGAACGUGUUCGUCCACGUGAACGUCCGCGCCGUCAACUCGGCGGGGAGAUCGGACGCCGCGGAGCUCCGCGUCCCGGCGCUCGGCCACCCCGGGUUGUUGCCUCCACUGCAGCUGAGCGCCCACAGCCAGCCGGGACCCGAUGGACGCCCGGCGUUGCUCGUCACGUGGGCAGCCCCAGCAUGCCACCAUCACGUGGUCAAGGGCUACCUGGUGGAGUGGAGUCAAACGAGCCGCUCGACGUCGUCAUCCACGUCAUCGGAUCUUACGUCGGCGUUGCCGCCGACGCUUUCAUCGCUGCCCUCGUUAACCUCGCCUUCGAUGGCAGCAGCAGCAGCACUGACAGCGCCAUCAACGUGGAGCCCGUUGCUCACACCCAGCCUGACCAGCUGGGCCCGGCUGCCAGCUAACAGCCUCUCCUUCAACAUCACGGGGAGCCUGGAGCCCUGCGUGGGCUACGCGGUGUCGGUCCACGCGCGCUACGCCCGAGGGGAGGGGCUCCCCGCAAAGACGAUCGCCUUCGCCCGCGAAUGCCCUCCUGAUCGGGGUCCGGAGCUGGAGAUGCAGGAGGUGCAGGGCAGCAGCGCACAGCUCUCCUGGAAGGAGAUUCCUCUGGAGAAUAGGCGCGGCGUCCUCCAGGGCUACACCAUCCACUACAGCGACCCCUCGCACCUCAACAAGACGGUGGAGGUGGACGCGUCGCAGUUGAGCGUCGUGCUGCCCCACCUCCGCAGCAGCAGCGUGUACACGGUGUGGGCGAGGGCUCGCACGGCUGGCGGGGAGGGACCCGACGGCUCCUCAAUCUCCUUCAAAACCAAGCACCUGGAUGACUGGAAGGUGGUGGCCAUGGUGACUGUGGUGUGCGUGGCCGUGCUGCUGCUGGCGCUCUCCACCGCGUGCCUGUGCACGCGCUGCAGGAACUGGAUCAAGGAACACCUUUACUACCCAGACUUCAGGAAAUCUCGCGUGCUCAGAGACCUCAUGCAACAGCAGCAGUCGCAGGGUGGCCACCGCCAGUCGUCGGCGAGCGACCUGGAGACGGUGGUGUCGUCCGUGGAGGUGGUGGAGUCCGAGUCUCCUCAGCUGCUCCGCGGCAGCUGCAAGGGCGGCGGAGUGACCGGCGCGCCGACCGGCGCGGACACGCGCUCGCUCGGCGGGGAGACCAGCGGCAUCGGCAGCAGCCGCCCGUCCUCGCCCGACCGCCACACGAGCGACGAGUCCGACACGUGCUGCAGCAGCAACGCCACCAGCGUGGCCAACGUGAACGCGCUGCUGCCGCCGCCGCCGCCGUCGUCGCGACGGCGCGAGGGCCCAAGGGACGGCUCGGGGGAAGAGGAGGAGGAGGAAGAGGAGGGCGAGAGCGCGGCCCCGCGCUCGCGCUCGCACCAGCGCCUGGACGAGGGCGGGCGCCCCUUCCCGGCGCCGGGCGCCGCGUGCCCGCGCGCCCACACGUGGUCGUGCUCCAACGGCGAGGAGCCGUGCCUCCUGCCGGCCCCGCACGGCGCCCACGCCGAGCCAUACUCGCAGGUCUCCUACCGCGACCGCCGCCAGCAGCAGGGCUGCCCCGGCCGCUCGGGGCGGGAGGAGCGCGGCGAGCGCGUGGGCGGCGACGGGGGGGUCGCGUCGCGUUCGCUCGACGCCGCGGGAGACGACGACGGUAACGACGGCGACGACGACGACGACGGCGGCGGCAACAGCGGCGGCGGCGGCGGCUUCACGGACGCCUCCGUGCUGCUGCGCUCGUUCGUUGGGAAGCCGCACGGGCCGUGCGUCACGGACGGGGAGUGCCGCUGCUGCGGGAGGUCCAAGCUGGGAGGCAAGAGCGGCGGCGGCUGCGGCGGUGGGCAAGAGCAGGACGAGGCGAGCGUGGGGAGCGCGGACGAGAGGGUGCAGGCGUACUUCCCCCAACUCGUCACGGAGGCCGGGUACAUGCCCCAGUGAGACGGCGGCAGGGCCGGCGCGCGACGAGCGUGCGCUACGCUCGCCGCCACGCUGCUCGGUCAAACACUUAUUUAAUCGUUCAAGUGUGCAACGAACUUAAAAAAAAAACAAGAUUGUUUAUUGAUCGAAAUGCAGUGGACCCACAUUUUCCAUUACUCGGAGACCGUAGCAGAAGUACCAAGAGCCUAAAGGUUCAGUAAGCUGCUUUUUCACUGGCUGUAAGGGUCAUCUUGACAGAGAAAAUGGAACCGAAACAGGAACAGGUUUUUCAUUCAAUCUGUAGUUAUGGUCGAGAGCUGGCAAAAAAGAUUGCCAAUUGGCAAAUGUUCAAAUUCUUUGUGAUGGAUUAGCCAAGCACUCAAGCAACGUAUUGUUCUCAUCAAAAAUAUCCAGUCACUGACGCAACAUUUCACAAGGCGACGCAACUGCCUCGUCAUUUGCACAGAUCCUGUACAGCAACGCUUGUACGCGCCUUAGACUCUCACAAUCCUGGAUCCGUUUUUGUUUUUUCUGACAAAAUGUUUUAAAUUCACCAUUCAUUCAAGAAAAUGCUGCUGCUCUCAUGAUGAAUGCAUGUGUCUCCAGCCUCUUCGCUCCAGAGCUCCCCAGUCCUAGGUUCCCACUCAUGAACCCAGGGCCAACACUCGUCAGUCCUACAAUGUCAAGUCCUAUGAUCUCCGGCUCAAGAUGUUCAGUCCAAACAUCAAUCACCCCUCGAUGUAAAGGCUCCUAUCGUUUCGUCCAAGUUUGGUAUUCGCGCCGUUCUCAUAGCACGAGGCAAUCACAUAGUCAGCAGUGGAUUACCAGUGGGGGGCAAAGUUGAUAUCUGUAAUUGCUGAUAUCAACGUUGAUAUCUACGUUGAUAUCUGUAAUCUUCAUGGAGUAAUGGUGGUCAAUCUUUUGAUUUUGAGCAAAUGUGAACCACGACACCGGAACGCAAUGGCCUAGUCAUUCCGAAUGAUGUAAGGGGAUCUUUAAUGUCUACUGUGAAGCAGAGGGCAACGUGUUUGUCAUGGCUAAUACACCCGCAGCAAAAACCAGGGCUGCCUGCCAGAUUCGAAUCGCGAAGCUCUGCACGAGGUGGCAUGCGCGCUACCGCCGGGCUGCGUCAUCGCCCCGAGAGUCUGUGCCGCGUGUCCCACAGAGGCGAGUUCGGUAUCAGCCAGCUUCCGACUCGGCCAAAGCAGACGCACGCUUCAGCAGGGUGCUCUGCAGGUGAUUGUGAGAGCAGCCGACGUGCGGAGAAACGCGUGGAGACGUCCAGAGAGCUGUGGAUUGUUCAAUCCAAACUCCGACCGGCGUGCACGGUGUACGUCGCUCCUGGCAUACGCCAGACAUUUUACACUGUAUUUAAAUUCGUAGCAUCGGUUUCUAUCAAAUGCCGUCCGCCUGCUUUGAGGUUGGCGUUGGUGGGUCUCCGCUGGAUGGCGGCGCUGCAUACGGAGAACCCCCCCCCCCCCCCGUGUUGAGGUCCUGCACGGAGCGGUGACCAUUCUGGCGCCUUGCGUUAUGUUUGCGAUGAACGGCACUCGAGAGUCAAUCGCUGGCCGUGUGGCCAUUCGCCUCCGCGGUUAUUUGAGGAGCUGUCCAAAAUUCGGCAUCGUGCUGCCAUUCAAGAAUGUAUUCUUCUUUCUUCCGUCUCGUUUUGUAUUUCCUGUCUUGUGCUCACGGGUGUCCUGUCCUGUGUGCUCCAUCUCAUUUGUGCUGUCACAUUUUGUUCUCUCAUUUGCAUUGCCCUCUCUCAUGAGUACUGUUUUGGAUCGUGCUGUCUUUAUUUUACUGUGCAAUUACGUGAUGCUGUUGUGAUAAUUUUGUGUUUAUUGUCUAUUUUGCUCGUUCAGUCUCGUUCGUAUGGUCUAAUAUGUUCUGUCUGCCUCAUCUGUUCCAUUAGCAUGAAUGUAGCAUGGACGUAUAAUUCUUGCAUCGAAGCACGAUUUCACGGAGGUAUCAUGAGCCUUAGAGGUCAUUUGAAUUUCACAAUUCGACGUAUCCCUACGUGCCUCGAACCCACAUCCCCGCAGAGUGCAACCCACCCAACCGCGACAACAGCUGAACAAACGACAACAUAACAGCAACCAACCUGAAGAAAAUCAAGCGCUAUACAAGCGACGGCAACAGUGAACGCAACAACAAACACAACAACAAAUACAACAACAACAAGCACAUUCAGUGACGACAACGACGACGAUGAGCCGACACGGCAAGAAUUACGGGUGUUGUGGACAUUCGUGUGAGAGGCACAUUUGGGUCAUUGCUCCCACACUCUUUCAGAGGCUGCUAAACCCAUUAAUUCGAAAGGGAAUAAGUUAACGACUGCUUUCACAGAGGCUGCUGUGUGGGGGACAGCAAGGAGCGUCCGAGGAGGAGAUGGAGCUGGGCACGAGGAGGAAGGCCUCUACGGCCACAGCUGUGGCCGUAGAGGGAGGCCAUUGGGGGGGGGAGGGAGGGGGACCCCACAUUGGAUUUGUCGUCAGUCACACUGUUGUUGUAAGAGUUUAUAUUUCUUUGGCAUGUGUCGCACUCUUUAUUUUUGUAAAGAAACACAAAAACACGGGAUGCAGUCAUUUCCGUGGAUGCACAAUUGAUCGUUUUGCGAAAUGUGGCAAUUUAAACAUCGCUUUGCAACCUCUACCGGCGAGCUGACGCUCUAACGGUGUCGGCGCGUUCGACGCUCGUGCCGACCGCGUGCCGGUGACAUUUGGCCGAGGAGGGCUUCGCCGCAAGAACACGGCCCGGAUCGUGCGCGUCGCCACCGCCUCGAUGUCAAUUAUGAAUCGGAAUAUUGGCAUGGAAAAACAUACGCGUUCCGAUAGUUUUCACCGUACAACUUUAGCCGUGCAGUUUCCAAAGCCGUGAGAACGCGUUUUUUUUCGAAUUGGUGGCUAUAAACCAGUCACUGGAUACUCACUUUAAAAGGGGGUUCAUCAUUGAGAGGCCCACACUGAAGGCUCAUGUCGAGUUAAAUCAAUCAGAAUUAAGUCAUCACCAGAAACAAAGUUUGAGGAACUGUAUCGGUUUUAUGAUCAGUAGGAGACUACAAGCAGGUCAGAGGUCAGGAUUAAAAGCAGCAGCUGAGAGAUCAGGAGCUGUGGACUUCCUGUCAGAUGCGGAACUUGGAAACUUAAAUCCUCAUCAGUGAUGCCCACCCUUCCUCAAACUUUGUAGUCUUGAUUCAUCGCCGGCGCAUCUCGGUCAUAGCACACGCAUAACUUUGGAAAAUGUAGACUUCACCGUAACAAUUCUCACACAGCAAGGGUUGGAGAACGCAGCUACGGGAGCCAUUGGGUGGUCACGUUUCCACCAAAGUCUGCACACCUGAUUGACUGGCUUCUUGAUGAGAAUAAUACGAGGUCAUAGGUUACCUCCAAUGCCUCUGUGUCGCUAGUGCAAUGGAAUUGAUGCAUGCGUGAAUGUUUAACAUGCAGGUGCCGCGCAAACAGUGGGUUAGAGUUCAGGGAUGGCAGCCGUGCUGGUUGUGUCACGGCGUGUGGCUGGAUACGCAUUGCCUGCUCCUGCUGAGUUUUGCUCCUGAAGAUUUUGGAGGCCGUUAACGACUGGUGCCAGGCUUCUUGUAUCCAGAUGAUGAUGGGUCAAGCAGCUAAUCGUGAUGACUUGAUGUGGCAGACACUUGCAGAGUUGUGUAUUACAGGACACUGGUGCCUGGGGUCUAAGUAGUAAAAGACAGCAUUUACUGUAGCUAGCUACUACCCAUGAUUUGUAUUAGCACAACGAGCUCUCGUGUGACUACAGAAAAAUAAUACGCAUGAAUACAUUUGUAUUAUUUUCAAAUGGUUAUUACGCUAAAAUAUCAGAUUGUGGACGUUUCCAACAAAGGCAAACAAUUUGUUGUAUUCUGGUAUGCCUUGUUAUGUUCUGCCAAAAGCCCUUAGGAGUUGCUUAACUCAUUCUUUACGUAAUGGUCAAACGGUUCUGUCGGAUUUUUACCCUUUUCUGAUUAUGACCCAUCGCCAAAUGCAUAUAAGUGCUGGGUAGAGUCAAAUUCAAUCCUUGCACAGCACGGUCAAUUAAAUAUUUAAUUAAAUAUUAAAUGUAAAUAUUUCAUCUGUCACUACAAAGUUAUUGGAUUCCAAGAUUAAGGCGUUUUAAUGGCAGAGCUGAAAUUAAUUGUAAAAAAUAAUAAUUAUAGAAUUAAAAUUAAGGUUUUAAUGAUUUAAUUCACUCGUAACUUUAAACUGUUUUUCUAGUUUUAAAUUAAAUUACGUUUUCAUAUUCACUACCCUCUCACAGAGUUCAGAUUUAUAUAUUUUUUCAAUUUCAGUUGUACUUAAAAUGCAGCAUUUUUAUAUGUCAGUUUCAUAUCCACAACUUUUAAGAUGUUAAUAUCAUCAUCGUCCUGUAAAUGUUUUUCAGUUUCAGAUUUCGCACUUUACAACAACGCGUUGCGUGUACAGUACGCCACGUGUACAGUGUGUACAGUACGUGCACAGUACAUGCUGUGCGUACAGUACGCCAAUGUACAGUAUGUGCGGCGUGUACAGUGUGUGUACAGUACUGUUGCGCGUACAGUAUGUUCACCGUAUUUACUGCUGUGGUCUCACUUAGCCUUGAGAUGAUUUCUUGUUAAUUGUGUUUUUUGACAGAUAUGACCAGGAUAUAUAUAUAAAUAAAAGUUAUGGUCGUUAAAUUUGUAUUAUUAUAAAAUGAGGACAGUGUUCAUAUUUGUGGUCGUGGAUAUGGUCCUGAUACACAUAGGCCGACCCUUAUAGAGGUUAUCACAGGAGCUGUCUAUUACUUUACAAAGUUAUGUGCCGGGGUCGUUCCCUGCCUCCAGUGAAAAGUGUCGCUGCAGGGACCCGGCCUUCAAAGACGUUCAUCCUGUGUGGUCAUUCGUCUGCCAUCGGGGCAGAAACUCAUGCAGCUUAAUUCUGAGAAUUGUUCAUAAUAUAGGGGGGGGGGGGGGGGGGAGUGUUGGUUUAAAUCGCGUAAAUAUACUUGUAAAGGAGAGCCGACACAAAGUUGCAGGGGGUUCGUCUUUUAUUCCAUCCUUCAGUCCACACUCGUCCCCAGUCUUCUCAAUCUCGUUCCCGCCAAGAUCUCCCCUCUUCCCGCCCAUUCUCUCUCUUAUAUCUCCUCGCUUGCUCCUCCCCCUUCCCCUGUCACCGUCCCACUCCCCUCCUUUUGGUGGGAAUCCUUCCCCUGACAUCCCUUACAUACUAAAUGUGGCGUUAACCCGCCGCCACCCGACACAACCCAUUAGUAAGGUUUGUCACGUAAACAGAACAUGCCAAUUCUUUACUAGUGUAGUGUUAACGAUUCAGAGGCAGAGUUUAUAGGAGGCAUCUUUAUGAACAAAUUCCACGGUCCCGUCUACAACACCGGCCAUCUAACACUGACUGAGCUGACUGAUAUAGCCAAGUACUCUCAUUCGUAGCGCAACAUCCAGUGGAGACGUUUAGCGAAGACGGCGACGACGAGACGAGUCCACUCCCAGAACCGGCAGCCUCGAGCCCCCCGCUCUCUGCUCCUUUUAUGCUCCCAGCGCGGCCUGGCCCCGCCCUGACCGAGCCUCCCUUCUCAAACCCGCCAACCGGUUCCAGGGGCCUCCAGACGGGGUCCCACGUGACCCUUGCCCCAGUUCCUCCCUCUACCCACACACCGCGCACGCCCUCACCGGUGUGUGCGCUGUCUGUCCACCAACCGGCGCUAUUACACUACACUUGUACAGCACACCGGUGUGUUGUAAAUGUUGUGGAUUUGCUCUCCAACGCUGUACUAGUAACGAACUGGCACGUUCUGUUUACGUGACAAACCUUACGACAGUAAUUGGCUGUGUCGGGUGGUGGCGGGUUAACGACACAUUUAUAUUUACGCGAUCCAAGCCAAAAAACCUUUAUUAUGGAUGAUAUUGGUCGCGAAAGCCUGCGUGUUAAUCUGAGAAUUGUAUUGACGCGGUUACGAGCAGCGUGUGUAAAAUGUUACGUGUUAUUCGGUGUAAUGUGAUUGUGUAUCCUAAAGCAUUAAUGCACAGUCGACUAUGGGUUUGUGAUUUCUGUAGCCAAUACAUCACCAUGCUGAUAAACUAUCACUGCUUAUGAAUGUAAAUAAAUCCAAUAUUAAUUGGGCAGACUGUACCUCUAAACCUUAGCAACAACCUUUGCUUUCUCCCCCUGCUUAAGCCUGACGCACAAUUAACCUUAUUAAAUAAAAUUUAACCCUUACAUGCCUAGCUAAUUGUAGGCCCCUAAAACUAUCGCCGGCUUUGACCUUCAUUCACGUAUAUCAAACACAUACCUCGUUUUAAUGAAACAAUGUGAAUCAAAACUAAUAUUGAAGCAGAUCACAGCAACUGGGACUUGGCAUGUUUAUUGUCCGUUACGCAGUGGGGGGACCUGUUAAAGUGCAGCGUCGCGAACACAGACCCCAUCGAUGAUCACUGCUAUUUCACGAUGUGACACAUUGUCUUGUAUGUGUUUAACUUCUUUCGCACCAUACGUGGACAACCGUACUAAUCGGAGGUGCGGAGGAAGGACAACAAACUAAACACAAAAAAGAAGUUCUAAAGAAAUUAUCCAUAACAGUUUUUUGGGGGGGGGUUACGCGAUCUAACCCAAAAAAACCUUAUUAUGGAUAUUGGUCGCGAAAGCCUACACCUUAAACUAAAUAAAUUAGUUUGUCAAUCUCGAUGCUUCUUUACAAGUGCCAUAGCUCUCAGUGGCUUCCUAAUAGCGGAAGGAAGAGCGUUCUAGACGGCAACACAGAAGCUUAUCCAAAAGCGCCACGUGAUGCGGUGCCGUCCAUAUCUUGCACCACCACCACCGCCACCACCACCACCACGUGUUCCCCUCUGGUGUGUCCAUCUUCCUCCCAUCGUGGUCACGCAGUGCCGAGUCCCCCCCCCCCCCCCCCCCCCCCCCCGUGUUUGAUGGCCAGGUCCCAGAAUUUCCGCUACAACUUACAAAAAACCACACAGCAAGCAAUGCGAUGCCGAGAAUGGGGACGUGAAGCGAAGGCCUUUUUUGGGGGGGUGGGAAGGGGGGGGGAUGUGAUUUAUGAUCGCAAAUUUAAAAUGCUAAUUAAAAACAAAUCAACCUUUGACCUGUGGAAUCGGAUUGCAGAUGUAAAUUCUUGCAACGUGCGGACGAGCAUCGAUUGUGAAGCAACUGGUUGCGUGUGAAGCACGGUUCACAGACAGGCGGCCGACAGCACUCAGCGGUAAAUUUCUGAAGAUUUGCCAGCUUCAAAGCGAUAGUAUAUUUAAACUGAUCGCACGUGUAAUAGGAAAGGGGUAAACAGGCCGCUAUUUCUAAACUUCAGGAGGCGGUGAUCAAAGGCAUCCCGGGCUGCGUUGACGACGUCUUUAUUGGGGAUUCUCUCAUCGGUCGCUCGUCUCGAGCUGCUGCUGCUGCUGCUUUCGGAGGCGUCCGUCCUUGCGACGAAUGAUCCACACGCGUUGAACUGUCGCCAGCAGCACCAAACUAACAACACAGGGGCUGCGUGAACCGGGCCCUCCUACCCACAGGGUCAGAGCUAUCUUUGUCUUUAGGCUGCACAUUUCACUAUGGGGACCUCAUUUGCCAGUAAAAAUAUGAUAAUUGGUUCUUUACCCUUCUAUCUGGCAACAAAACUGACACCUUUUCUGCACAUUUCAGUUACAGAUUCUAUACUCGUUGCCCUGAUAUAGGAUUACUAUGGAGCUGAUCAUAUCAACGGGCAAAAGUGUUCCAUAGCCCUAGGCUGAGUAACAUGAACAAUGCCAUCUUAUUCCCAUCCAGCCCCCUUACGGACGCAGCUGGUGUCCACGAAAUUUUUGGCCAGGAGUCCUCGACUCUCGGGGUGAUCAUGUCCCAUCCGUUGCCGAUGUCUCCGCAAAAGUUGUUCCGUGGCGUUACUACUACUUAGCGUCGAUGGGAGCCCGCUCCCCCGUCCAUUCACUCGUUACCCGGACCUCGCGAGCCUGUGAGCCACCUUCCCUGGAGCCACGGUGGGCGAGGGGCCCUCUUGGCUACGACCGCCACUUUCAACCCCGAGGCCAAGAGGCCCCAAUCACCUCGCCAUCUACUGCCACGGUGUGGACAGUGUCAGCCUUGCAAUCUUAUCUCCCCACGCGUGUACAUAGAGUAUGAGGUCUUUAGAGUGGUCAUUCCAACGUACGGGCGGUAUAUUACGAUGAAGUCGUUAUCUAUACUCUAUAUACCGUGCUAUAUAUCCAGUGAUUAGCAACGCAUUUCUUGGACGAUUUUAAGGUUUUUUAACCGAAAUACCUUUAAGAUCACAGUAUUUUCCAUUGCCAAUUGUGCAAUCGGUUCGGCACUCUUAGCACUCAUCAGCGAGCCGCGGUUGGUGACGCGAUCGACGCCGCGAGUUACCGAUGAGAACCCCUGGCGCGCACUUAACACGAUGUCAAAUCAUCGAUAAAAUACUUCACCAAUUCCACAUUCUACUUCGUUGGCAAUAUGCAAUUUUACUCCGGAGUAAACAUUUUCAAUCAUUCAGGUCAUUUACAAUACAGAAUGUGCACGCGAAUGUGCCAGACUAAUUUCAAACAAAACGUUGGGUCGCUCCCUAUGUUCUUGUCGUUGGAUCGUCCCAACGACAUCCCAUUUUGAGUUGUUGCUUAAGUUGGUAAAGCUGUGGCUCGCCGAUGAGGCCCUUGAGCGUGAAACGGCCGCGUUACGUUCGCCAGUCGCCGAGGCCGAGACGUGGCACAGCAGAGUUUUUACGUUUCCAAUGUCAAGGAUAUAUUAUAUGGUUAAUAAUGACGUAAAUAAUUAAAUAACACUGACAAAGCUAUUAUUAGGUAAUAGAUUUCCUUAAAACAUUCACUAGUCCACAUGUUUAAAAUGCAGUUUCAGGCGUGUUAUUGUACAGUUUACAGUAUUUUGUUUGAUAGUUUAGCCACCAUUAACAUCUUUGCGAUUAUCCAUCCGUACGGAUCGUGAAACAGAUGAGGCAGCGUCACCACAAGUGGACUGUCAAGUCGAGCGCUAGAUAGCACGGAUAUCUCACUCUCAUUUCCGUUACCAAUCCUGCCUGUAUAGUACGCUAUAUAAACACACGUACAAACAUGUAAGCACAUAGAGAACGUGUUUUAUAUAUAUAUAUGCAUGUGUAUAUGUGGUAUACACGCAAAGGUGAGGGCACGCGUUUUGAGAAUUUCUGAGAAAGGUUCUGCACCUCUGAGGACAAUGUCACCCUUGCUCUUUGCCCAGUGCUGUGGUGAUGCACGGAGACACCGCAUAGCAGUAUUCAUAAAUAGCAGCCCCUUGUGGGAGAAGGGUCCUGAAGGCCUCCUUGGAAUGUGAACUCGUGCGGGCUCGGUGAUCAUCAGCCUGACAGCCGCCACAUGGCACCUCGCGUGUCUGCCACUCGGCAGGUGAGGACCAGCGAUUGAGGCUGGCAAACUUGUUACAGCAGUGGCAUAGAGCGUCGGAGAUUAGUAGAGCCGAUGGAAACAACGUUUAUUGAAACGUGUGUUUGAUGAACAAUGGCUGGUCCGUACAGGGACACAACCUGGGGUGAUCACGUGGCCUCUGUCGGUGAUCGACAUUGGAAGUUACCAACCCAAUUGGCCACAAUCAGGAGCAGCAAUGGAGGUUGCAUAUAUUUUGGCAGCUACUAUGGCUCGUAACAAUUCCCCUAAAAUUGCUUGAGUUUCUCAUGACCUUCGCAGGAUUCUAGACACGAUGUGUGUACCCUAAAGUGUAUAGCGCAUUGUAAACUGUGGGAUCACUGCAUGUGAUGUAACUUGUGCUAAGCGUCUGCUUUGUUUCCACCUGUAUAUUUAUUUAAAGUCAGAACGUGUUAACCUCAGGGCGUGACAGAGAAUGGCAUUUAAUUAUAUCCACAUGUUUGUCUAGGGACUCAAUCGUCCGAGGGUUUCGGGGUGGGGUCGAGCACACACCGUGAAGCCUUCAACCACCUUAAGAAAACAAUGUGCAAGGAGGUCCUAGGAGGUUGGAAGUGAACCUCUAAUUAAAGGAAGGCUUCGCAGGGGAAGGGGUCGAUAAGUGUCAUUCUUGCCAAAGCAAGUUUCACGCUCUCACGCACAGGCUCACACUAAAAUGCUUAUGGUGGUAGAUGGGGGAGACAUUUAUAGUAUUGUCGAUUUCCACAUUCAGCCAAAAGUGACAAAGACAAACUAUUUUAGGAGGACACCUUAACGUUUUAAAAGUUUGAGGAUUUAAAUUUGCCGGUUGGUGUGAUUUGUGAGGGAUUCAAGUAAACGCGUUGCAUUUCUCAUUUGCUCGAUGGCACUAAACGCCUCCAUUUUAAACCAACACUGGGGCCUAAAAAGUCCUGACCCUUAAAGUUAACUUUCAAAUAAGUAAAUAAAAAAGUGUCUCUAUUCUCGCACAGAUCGAAGGCUGUUGUGAGAAGAAUUAAUAAAAACAAUUUUUGCAGCCAACUUUAAAGUUUGUAUAAUUCAGCUCUUCCAUUAAAUUAAUCGUGGAUUUGGCAUCCCUAAGCCAGCUGCAAGCACUGAGGCCACACGGGAGUUUGCACUCAACAUCUUCUGCUUCGGCAGAAAUUACAACUCAUGCACAACGUUAUGAUCAUGGUUGGUGUGAUCACACUGGCAGUGACUGGUUCCACGGAGCAUAUCACUGAUCCCCAUUCCUUUAUUGAUCUAUUCAUUGGGACAACCUCCCAUUUUAAGACAGUUUCAAACGUACUCUAAAUUAUUGUCACCCUGUAUCCCCUGCUAGCUCAACAAUCUUCGCUAAGUGAAUUUUCUUCUUCACUCGAAUGCAGUGUCUGAGCUGUGAGCAGCCAACCAUUGCCAACAUAUGAAGCAAACUGAUUUUGCAGUCCUCAUGACCACACGCAAAGGGAAAACAAUAACCACUAAGCAUGGCCAAUGCCCUCAACCCGAUGUAGCUCUGCCACGGGGGAUGGUGAGAGGACUCAGGGGUGUUGGGGGGGGGCUUAGAAGCCAGGAUCUUAGAGGGAGGCUCUCACCUGCACAGAUGAGUGACAUCCUUUGAGAGGCGGUCACCGCAGGGAUUGCGCCACGGAAGAAAUACGUCUCCGCUUUGUACAGAGACGCCUAUGAGCAAACGUCGGGAUUUGAUGGGUGGAAGAAUGCUACGUUGCUACAUUGUGCCGCAUGCACACAGGCUUAAGGCACGUACGAUGUGGCUGAUUUGACCAUACAGUGCAGUAAAUAAUAGAGAUGUAUUUUACGGAACCAUUUUCUUUAUGUGUUUAAACCGUAUAGUAUUGUGUACAGUGCAUUGUGUAAUGGUUUUGACCUCAGUAUAGUGGAGUUGUGUGUUCUGUAUUAGUCAAUAAAUGUGAUGCCUACUACAGUU
Messenger RNA from Lethenteron reissneri (Far Eastern brook lamprey), 15183 nucleotides. RefSeq names its product interleukin-6 receptor subunit beta-like. NCBI's taxonomy places the organism in Eukaryota, Metazoa, Chordata, Hyperoartia, Petromyzontiformes, Petromyzontidae. Gene Ontology annotation, molecular function: protein binding. The record is from RefSeq and is a predicted model, not a curated record.